Messenger RNA from Cotesia congregata, 2490 nucleotides. NCBI's taxonomy places the organism in Eukaryota, Metazoa, Arthropoda, Insecta, Hymenoptera, Braconidae. The record is from the annotation of a GenBank genome assembly.
AUGAAUGCUUUUAAACGUGAUAAAAAAGAAGAGGAAGAUGGAGGUGGAAAUCCUUUUCAAAAUUUGGAAAAAACAACAGUGCUCCAAGAAGCUCGAACAUUCAAUGACACACCUGUAAAUCCCCGAAAAUGUGCUCACAUACUAACAAAAAUAUUGUAUUUAUUAAACCAAGGCGAGCAGCUAGGUACAACGGAAGCCACAGAAGCAUUUUUUGCAAUGACAAAAUUAUUUCAAUCCCGAGAUGUAAUUUUACGUCGCUUAGUUUACUUGGGAAUAAAAGAGCUAAGCCAAGUAGCUGAAGAUGUAAUAAUAGUAACGUCCAGUUUAACUAAAGACAUGACUGGCAAAGAGGAUUUAUACCGAGCAGCAGCAAUACGUGCUUUGUGUACCAUAACAGAUGGUGGAAUGUUGGCUGCAAUUGAAAGAUACAUGAAGCAAGCAAUUGUUGAUAAAUCCCCAGCAGUGUCAAGCGCUGCUUUAGUAUCAUCCCUUCACUUAAGCAAUGUUUCUGGUGAUAUUGCUCGCAGGUGGGCUAAUGAAGCCCAAGAGGCACUUAAUUCCGACAAUGUUAUGGUACAAUAUCACGCUCUAGGUGUUUUAUAUCAAGCCAGAAAAUCAGAUAAACACGCAGUUAUAAAAUUAGUUGCUAAAUUAAUAAAAAAUAUCCAAAAAAGUCCGUACGCAACUUGUAUGUUGAUAAGAAUGGCUUGUAAAUUAUUAGACGAGACAAAUAAUGAAAAUACUGAAUUGCUUGAAUUUAUAGAAGCGUGCUUGAGACAUAAAUCAGAAAUGGUUGUUUAUGAAGCCGCUCAUGCUUUGGUUAAUUUAAGCCAGAGCGGAAUUCGUGAAAUUGCACCUGCAAUAAGCGUGCUUCAAUUAUUCUGUGGCUCUCCAAAAGCUGCACUUAGAUUUGCUGCUGUACGUACAUUAAAUAAAGUAGCUAUGACUCAUCCAGCUGCUGUUACAGCUUGUAAUUUAGACCUUGAAAAUUUGAUCACUGAUUCAAAUCGUUCUAUAGCAACUCUGGCGAUUACUACAUUGUUAAAAACAGGAGCUGAAAGUUCUGUGGAUCGUUUGAUGAAGCAAAUAGCAACAUUUGUAUCAGAAAUCUCAGAUGAAUUUAAAGUUGUUGUGGUACAAGCAAUUAGAGCAUUGUGUCAAAAGUUCCCUCGGAAGCAUUCUGUUUUAAUGAACUUUUUAUCAGCAAUGCUGAGAGAUGAAGGUGGGCUGGAAUAUAAGGCGGCUAUUGCUGACACAAUUAUUGCAGUCAUGGAAGGCAAUGCUGAAGCUAAAGAAGCUGGUCUUGCUCACUUGUGUGAAUUUAUUGAAGACUGUGAGCAUACUUCACUUGCUGUUAGAAUUCUGCAUCUUUUGGGGCAAGAAGGACCGACAUCUAAAAAUCCUUCUAGGCACAUUCGUUUUAUUUACAAUCGAGUUAUUCUUGAAAGCGCCAGUGUUAGAGCUGCUGCUGUGGCUGCGCUUGCUCAUUUUGCAGCAGUUUGUCCGGAUUUACUUCCUAAUGUACUUGUUUUAUUAUCACGCUGUCAAUUAGAUUCUGAUGAUGAAGUACGUGAUCGUGCUGCCUAUUACUGUAAAAUUCUUAAAGAACGUGAUGAUUCUUCAUCGUUGUCUACGCUCAUUCAUCCACCGCAAUUGUCUAUUCCAAGUCUAGAACGCGCUUUACAUAAUUAUAUUCAAUCACCUAUGGAUCAACCGUUUGAUAUAAGUCAAAUUCCACCUGGUCAGACUAUUCAAGAAACAAAUCCUGCGGAGAUAAAAUUAAUUACAAGACCGGCUCAGCCGAGGCUGUCACGUGAAGAGCAUUUCACUGAAAAAUUGUCCCAAGUUCCGCAAUUGAUGAUGAUUCUUAAAAAAUCACCGCUGUUUAAAUCAUCAGCUACUUUUGAACUUACUGAGUCUGAAACUGAGUACAAUGUCAAGUGUAUUAAACACUCUUGUGGUGAUUUUCUUAUUCUACAAUUUGAUUGUUUGAAUACGUUGUCUGAUUUAGUUUUGGAGGAUGUUAGUGUUGCUAUAGAACCACCUGAAGGUUAUACUAUUAUUGGGGAAAUUCCUUGCCCGAGAUUAACAUACAAUGAACCGGGUACAACUUACACUAUAUUACAAUAUCCAGAGGAUAUUAAUUCUAGAACAAGAGGAAUAGACAUAAAUGCUGCCUGGGAAGCAGCUCCAACACGUGGAUUUACUUGUAUGGAAGAUACAUUUGCUCUAGGAGCCAAUGUUACCACUUUAGAAUCAGCCGUACAAAGUCUCAUUGGUUUCUUGGCUCUUGAACCCGCAGACCGAACCGAUAAAGUUUCUCCAGGAGCUACAUCUCAUGUAUUAUUCCUCCACGGUUAUUUCCGUGGUGGAAAGGAAAUAUUUUCACGCGCUAGAUUAGCUCUUGCUGAAUCACAAGUUACAAUGCAAUUGUCCGUACGUUCUCAAGAUCCUGAUGUCGCGGCACUUGUUCUUGCAUCUGUUGGUUAA